Messenger RNA from Leguminivora glycinivorella, 3023 nucleotides. It is a transcript of the gene Indy, whose product is annotated as protein I'm not dead yet. Bases 210 to 2150 code for a protein of 646 amino acids. Gene Ontology annotation, molecular function: succinate transmembrane transporter activity; citrate transmembrane transporter activity. The transcript has 14 exons. Gene Ontology annotation, cellular component: membrane. Gene Ontology annotation, biological process: monoatomic anion transmembrane transport; citrate transport. The record is from RefSeq and is a predicted model, not a curated record. Lineage: Eukaryota; Metazoa; Arthropoda; Insecta; Lepidoptera; Tortricidae.
GCCGCGGCGCGCGCAGAACGCGCGUGCGAAAAUUCCCGCCAUCCAGUGUUCGAAUUUUGAAACUUUAUUUUUAUUCUGUGCUGUGUUUUGUGAUAUCCCAUCCAACAAAGGAAUAAUCGACAAUAUCGAUGUUUGUGGGAAUGUAACCGUAGAUAUUUCUACGUGUUUUCUCAAUUAAUACUUCUCAUCGACUAACUUAAACCGCGAAAAUGUCUAACGGUAACGCAGGAGAUACCACGAACCACGUGGAAAAUGGCAUAAAUGAUGAAAAUCGCGGCACCACCUACUUCUUUUCCAGACCACGAUCAAGUGCAACGUUGAAACAGAGGAUAGUGCUGUUCUUGUCUAUCUAUUGGAAGUCUUUGCUGAUUGUACUGACACCUAUACUUUUGUUGCCGAUACCCAUUCGUAAUCAUGAGCCGGCCUUCAAAUGCAUGUACGUCGUCCUCAUCAUGGCGACCUACUGGGUGUUGGAACUGCUUCCCCUCCCCGUGACCUCCAUGCUGCCUAUAGUCCUCUUCCCAACCAUGGGGAUCUUGGACUCCGAUAAGACCUGUGCAGCGUACAUGAAGGAAACUAAUAUGAUGUUCAUGGGAGGACUGAUGAUCGCUGCCGGAGUACAACAUUCGAAGUUACCGAGGAGAGUGGCACUGUGGACUGUGCAAGUUGUCGGAUGCUCUCAUAGAAGACUAAACUUCGGCCUCACCUUCGUAACCAUGUUCAUUUCAAUGUGGGUGUCGAACGCGGCCGCGACCACGAUGAUGGUACCUAUCGUAGAAGCCAUCCUUGAAGUCUUGGAGUCCCAGGGUCUCGGAGACGUGUAUAUUAACAGGAAGAGACCGGAAAAUGGGAAAGAAGUUAAGGCGAAGGAUGAAAAGACUGAUGAAGAGGCUCCAAUUCCUAGUGACAUCACCAUCUGCUAUUACCUGAGUAUAGCCUACGCCUCAACCCUCGGAGGCUGUGGAACCCUAGUCGGAACUGCCACCAACUCUGCCUUUAAGGGAAUAUUCGACAGUGAGUUCCCGGAGAUCCAUCACGCGGUGAACUUCUUCUACUUCAUGGCGUACAGCACACCACCCAUGAUACUGAUGCAGCUGCUAGUCUGGGUCUCACUCCAGGUCACUUUCAUGGGCAUGUUCAGGCCAAACAGUGAAGCUGCAAAGAAGGUGGCGCUGGCAUCAGGCUCCAAAACUACAAUGAAGGUUAUCAACGAGAAAUACAAGAGCCUCGGACCAGCCACUUUCCAUGAAAAGGUUUCAGGCGGUCUCUUCAUCCUGGCGGUGUUCAUGUACAUCUUCAGAAAGCCCGGCUUCAUGCCUGGCUGGGCCGACUUACUGACCACCAUGAAAGUGAAAGACGGCGUGACGUCCAUGUUCAUCGUGGUUCUCAUGUUCAUUCUGCCCAUGUCCAUGGACUUCCUUAAGUUCUUCUCGGCUUCAGCGUCAUACGAGGAGCUUGCCAAGUCCAAGCCUUCAGCCGGGGUGGUGACGUGGAACAUCCUUAAGGAGAAGAUCCCGUGGGGUCUGCUCUUCUUGCUGGGUGGCGGCUUCGCCCUAGCCGAGGGCAGCAAGGCGACCGGUCUGUCAUCAAUGAUCGGCAGCUCGCUGAGCGGGCUGGACGGCUUCCCGCCCUACGUGGUGCUGCUGGUCGUGGUGGCCGUUACGCAGUUCAUCACCGAGUUCACCAGCAACGUCGCCAUCGCCAACCUCAUACUGCCCGUGCUGGCCAAUAUGGCGCGCACACUAAAAAUGGACCCUCGGUACCUCAUGAUCCCGGCCACGCUGGCUUGUUCCAUGGCCUUCCAUAUGCCCGUGGGCACUCCACCCAAUGCUAUCGUCGCUGGUGUGGCCCACAUACCCACUUCUAAAAUGGCUAUCGGCGGCAUCGGUCCCAAAAUCAUCACCACCCUCAUAGUCUGGGGCUCCUACCCGCUUUACGGCGAAACCCUCAUCUUCAAGAAAGAGGACGUGGAAGCCCUCGCCUACUUCAAGGACCAACAGCCCACCCCCAAAACCCCGAGCCUCCAACUCUCCUGCGGCAACACUACGACGGACGCCAUCUUGAGUGGCACCAACAGGUUUGGGUGUAACUUGGUACAGAAUUCGACGCUGAAGGGACUGAUUACUUGUGAGUAUAUAGCUAAAAGAUAAGUUUUGAAAGGAUUUGCUUGAGGUUUAAGGUAUUUAAUCUGAAUUUUUUACUUACUUGACACUUAUAGCCUGACCAGAAUUAUAUGACUACUAGCGUUUGCCCGCGGCUUCACACUCUUUAGAAAGAGACAAAAAGUAGCCUAUGUCACUCUCCAUCCAUAAAAAUCACCUCAUUAUUUGUCGCUCCGUUUUGCCGUGAAAGACGGACAAACAAACAGACACACACACUUUCCCAUUUAUAAUAUUAGUAUGGAUUGUCAAGAGGACGCUGGUAUUCUAAUGUAUGCGGUGACAGUUCAAGAAAACUUUCAAGAAAAGAGCGUACACCCAUCUUAAAAGCCGACAACGCACCUCCAACACUUCUAGGUCCGGGUGACCAUGGGCGGCAGUGAUCGCUUACCAUCAGGCGACUUGUCUGCUCAUUUGCCUCCUAUCCCAUAAAAAAAGGAUAAAAAAAGAAAAUAGCUCUGAUGAAUUUCCUCAACAUCGCGCGUAGUCAAAUAUUUCUGCUCAACUUUAUAUACACUAGUGUCUUCUGCCGUAAAAACGCAGGCUGUCCCUCUCGUGCCCAUACGGAAGAGCGAUAGAGAUAGCUGCGAUAACGAUAUUAUCGUAAACGUUUGUGCAUUUGGAUAUCACUUUUGAGCGUUGGUCUGUCAUAUUAAAAAAAAAAAAUUACGCUUAAAAUAUUUUUUAAUAUGUACGAGUCUCACGGGAGUUUUAUAGUUAAAGUUGGUCUGUCAUCUUUUCAGAAAUCAAAUGUCAAGAUUAAUUAUUACAGAUUUCAUUUCUAAGCCAAAAACUUUUCAAGCAAAUCAAUUUGGAACAAACUGUAGUAUCUGUACGAAAAACCGCCAUGAUUAGUAUGUAAAA